AUGUUAUUUAGACUUCCGCAAACUUUUAAAUCGUGCGUUGCUUUGUUGAGCUCGUGGUUCUACUUUUUUAAUCUGGUUCAUGUUCCCUAUACAUUACUGAUCCAUUAUUUAAAACCUGUAUUUGUAACUUCGGCUAAAGAGCGUCUUCGAAAUGUUGACAUAUCCAAGUACAACUAUUUCACACAAUUCCCUCUUUCAAAAGAAACGCUAAAGGGAUUAAAAAUGUCAGGUUAUACAAAGCCUACUGCUGUUCAAAAGUUAGUACUGAAACCUGCUCUCCUUGGAUCAGAUGUGGUCGUUGAAGCACCUACUGGCAGUGGUAAAACUAUAGCUUUUCUGGUCCCUAUGCUUGAACUACUUUAUGAAUAUAAAGCAUCUAUGUUAGACGGUCCAGUUGCUAUUAUUCUUACACCAACUCGAGAGUUGUCGCGACAGAUUUGCAGUGUAUUGGUUAAAAUUGCUCGUGAACACCGUUUCACUAUGAUGAAUAUUAUGGGUGGAAAAACUGCGGCUUUAAAAAAUCAAGAAUGGCAUAGUAUAGCAAGAGCUAACAUUUUAGUUGGAACUCCGGGUAGAAUGGCUCAACAUCAAACAGAGAAUUCACUGUUAGACACGUCUAAUUUACGGCUGCUUAUCUUAGAUGAGGCUGAUCGAUUGUUGGAUCCAACUUUCAAACAAGACUUGGAGAUAAUUCUUCAGAAUUUAACACCUGAUAGACAAACUUUAUUGUUUUCAGCUACCUUAACAAAAGCUACAGAUCAACUUGUUCGUCUGAGUAUGCGUAAUCCAGUGACUGUAUCAACAUGCAAAACAACCACGAGUCCAGAAGAUCUGCACACACCAGCUGAACUACUUCAGUACUAUGCUAUAGUUCCAUUAGAGCAAAAGUUGGACACACUUUGGACAUUUCUACAAAGUCAUUGUAAGAAAAAGAUAAUUGUAUUUUUCUCGACACAGAAACAAGUUCGAUAUGUGUAUGAAUUAUUUCAACAACUUAGACCAUAUUUUAAAGUUCUACAACUUCGUGGUAAUAUGAAUCAACGGAAGCGUUUUCAAGUCUAUGAUCGUUUUGUCAACUGUCCACAAGGCUCAGUUCUACUAGCCACUAAUCUGGCUGAACGUGGUUUAGAUUUUCCCAGUGUUCAUUGGGUUGUUCAGGUUGACUGUCCCCAUCAUAUUGAAGAUUAUAUUCAUCGUGUUGGUCGAACUGCUCGUCAUGGACAUGUUGGACGUUCACUUUUGUUUUUAUUACCAUCAGAAAGUAGUCUUGUUGAUAUCCUCGCCAGACGAUCUGUAGUUCUUAGACCAGUAAAAUUUCCUGAAUCAAAAAUUCAUCGAAGAGUAUCUAAAGAAUCUCCUAGUUUAUUAGCACGUAAACUAGAUUUAUCACAUUCAGCGCGUUUAGCAUUUACAGCCUAUCUACGUGAUUAUUGUUUAAUGGCAAGAGGCAAUAAAACUGUUAAACAACAACAUCAAAAGAUUGAUGAAACACUGAGCAUAUUCAAUGCAAAAGCUUUACCGAUUGAAAAAUUUGCAAUAUCAUUAGGAAUACCAUUCAUAUCAUCCUUACCAAAAGAAUACCUUGAUCUAGUUCCAGAGGCAGCUAAAUUUAUCAAAACAUUUCCUACAGUAUCCAAUUUAUCUGAAGAUAAAUCGUUUGAUGUUAGUCAAAUGUCUAAAGAUGACAAUUUGAACACUAUGAAAAUGGAUUCAAUGCUAUCAAAUAACGAAAAAGAAAGGAGUAAAAGUUUUAAUGAAGAUGAUGAUGAUGAUGAUAAAUCUGUUGAUCUUGUCGAAGAAUCUAGUACAGACGAGGAAGAAAAUUCACAUGAUCAAAUCAUCUCAUCUGUUGCACUUGAACCUGCAAGAAAGUCUGGAAAUAAAAUGAAAAACUUGAACCGUAUACAAUUAGCCAAAAAGGAAUUAAAACAAAAGGUUCGACCUCAUAGAAAAUUGCAGUUCGACGAUGAAGGUCAUAUUAUAUGCGAAAAGAUUGGUAAUGUACCAAUUGCUAAGCCUCCAAUUAUUAUUGAAGAAACUUCUACUGAAAUUUUCGAUGUUGAACGUGAACGUCGUCUACUGCAUGAAGUUAUCGAUAAAGAGGAUAAAAAGUUAUGGAGAGAACGUGUUAAACAACGUCAUCAAACUGAACGCAAAAAACUUAAAGAGGAGAGGAAAAAAUUAUCUCAGUCAGUUGGACCAAAAGUUUCACUGGAAGAGAAUUCAUUGAAUUCCAACGAAGAAUCUGAUUAG
Molecule: messenger RNA, 2253 nt
Organism: Heterobilharzia americana
Lineage: Eukaryota; Metazoa; Platyhelminthes; Trematoda; Strigeidida; Schistosomatidae
Source: the annotation of a GenBank genome assembly